Messenger RNA from Coccinella septempunctata (seven-spotted ladybird), 2029 nucleotides. RefSeq names its product SET domain-containing protein SmydA-8-like. Bases 375 to 1970 code for a protein of 531 amino acids. The record is from RefSeq and is a predicted model, not a curated record. Gene Ontology annotation, molecular function: protein binding. Lineage: Eukaryota; Metazoa; Arthropoda; Insecta; Coleoptera; Coccinellidae. The transcript is spliced from 8 exons.
AAAUUUUAAACUCUUCAGAUGAGAUGCAAAUGGUGAAAUUUGAUUUCAUCUAUAAGGCUUAGGUGGAACUAUCUUGGAGUGAUUCAUAGCAAGAUAUAUGAUAAGUGUGAAAUUAUAUCCUAGCCAACAAUGAGAUAAAAUGAUCAAACGAAGUUUGUAAUUGCAGUCAGUGAGAACAAACAGCUUUUUCAUACAUGAGUUAGGUAUACGGAACCCGACAGUUAAUGAAAUAAGUUACUCUCAAAAUGACGCCCGAUGCAGCGUCACCAUCCUCUUCGAGCUCCUAAUUUCCGAAACUACAUAACGUGUUCGGUGAAUGGGAAAACAGUCCUUGGAACCGUUUUAACAUUCAAACGAUCCCGAUUUUCCGCGAAAUGUCCCAAACCGGCGUUUGCGACGUAUGCGACAAACCGGCGAGUCAGAGAUGCGGAGGCUGCCACAGGAUAUUUUACUGCUGCAAGGACCACCAGAAGGCUGGCUGGAAGAAUCACAAGUUGUGUUGCAGACCGUGUGAGGUUGCUGAAGACGAAUCUUUAGGUCGCCACCUGAUCUCAACGAAACCGAUAAAAAAUGGUGAAAUCAUAUUCAGGGAACGUGCCAUGAUACAUGGACCAGCUCAAAUAACCAUUCCAGUCUGCUUGGGUUGCGGCAAAUCCAUAAACGAAAAGAAUAACCAUCCUUGCCCUGAUUGUGGAUGGCCAAUGUGCAGUGAGAUAUGCCAGAAGAACCCAAGCCAUAUUCCAGAAUGCCGAUAUACGGUUCAGCGUGGAGACAAGGUAAUAAUAAAAAAUUUCGGAGUUAUUCACCCAAUCUACCAAUGCGUGACAGUGUUGCGAUGCCUCUACCAGAAGCAAUUCCUACCGGAAGUUUGGGAAAAACUAGAAAAACUCCAGUCGCAUUGCGAGGAAAGAAAGAAUACCCCAAAGUACAAGAACGAGAGAAUCCAAGUUGCACAAUUCAUCAGGAAAUUUUUCAAACUUGAUCAAGUGUUCUUAGAGGACGACAUAUUGCGUGUUUGUGGUAUCGUGAUGGUGAACUGCCAUGAAGUACCACUUGGUGAUCCGCCCUACAUAGCCAUUUAUGAAACCUGUUCGAUGUUAGAGCACAGCUGCAAGCCAAACUGCAGCAAGAGCUUCGCCAAGGAUGGUAGCCUAGUUCUGAUCGCUUCAGGAAAUAUAGACCGAGGUGACCAUCUAAGCAUUUGCUACACUGAUCCAUUGUGGGGUACACCGAAUAGAAGGCAUCAUCUUUACGAGACCAAAUUUUUUUGGUGCAGUUGUGCCCGAUGCUCAGACGUGACCGAGUUUGGAACCUAUUUUUCGGCGAUGAAAUGUCGAAAGAUGAAAUGUGCAGGCUACUUACUCCCCAAAACAUUCCUUGAAAAGACAGACAACACAAAAAACUCAGAUUGGAUAUGCGAUAAAUGUGGCGAAAGUUUAUCCUGUUUCUCCGUCCAGGACGUUCUGGAGAGGAUCGGGAAUGACAUGAUGGAAUUACCGAAAGGGGAAACAGAAGCCUUGAAAAAAUUCAUAGAUGCGAACAGUUUUUUCCUACAUCCAAAUCACUACUUUCUGACGGAGAUUCGACUCGCCCUCAUUCAAGUUAUUGGUCAGGGUGAGAACGAAUUGGUCGACGUUGCUCAUGAAGAUCUGGAACUCAAAGCUAAGACAGCUGCUCAGUUACUAGGCUUGUUCGGUGUACUUACCCCAGCUGAGAGGAGAUUGCGGGGUAUGGUAUUCUUUGAAUUGCACGCUGCAGUGUCCGAGAUGGGUAGGAGAUCUAUUGAACCUGAUGUGAUGCAUUCGAGGCUUAUGGAGGCUAAGCAAUAUUUGGUCGAGUGUAUCGAGCUACUGAAGAACGAGCCUAGUUGUUUACCAGAAGGAAAAAUUCUCGAACAGGCAAAAGAGAAUUUGAGGAGUAUCGAUGUCAUUCUUCGAAAAAUUCACGAGAGUGCUAGUAAUCCGAUGUGAAAAUUCCCGAAUAUGUAUAUUUUGUAUCGAGACAAUAAAUAAAUAGCUUUAGAAUGAAA